AUGAGUGUCCUAAACCCUUGUCUGUGCGUUCUUGACAAUGUGUGCCUCAAACUGAAUUCGUGUUACACACGUUUUCCUCAUCUCCUCCAGAUUCAGCUGUUGUCUUCUUUAAUCUUUGAGAUUACAUUUAUGAUAGCCUCAAAGAUCGGUUUGAAACUCCAAGGUUUGAUUCUUGCUGUGGUUAUAAUAAUACCCCAAUGUAUCAUAAUCUCACAUUACUAUUCAAAACGCCUCCACGGACCGAGGCAACAACAACACCACUGUUCAAGGCCGAUCAGACGACUCGUGAUCCAGUGGCAAUUGCAUUUGAUCAUUGAAUGUCUUGCUAAAGAGAUUGAGCUUCAAUCAGAGUGGGCGGAUUGGUUCUUAAUCUGCAGUUUCUUCGCAUUCUACUGUCACAUCAUCACAUUUGCUAAGAUUAUGGGUUAUCUACAAGACGUUGGAGCCGCAGAUGCGUUGCUCUCCUUGGGUGUAUUACUCUCUUCGAAAGUGCUUCAAGGACCAAACCUCAGAUUCCUGGCAAGUGUUAUCAUCAUCAUGGUUGUCAUGUUGAGAGAGCAUCGAGCCGCUUUCAAAGAAGAAGAAGAAAGAAAGAGUACUUAG
Messenger RNA from Microthlaspi erraticum, 603 nucleotides. Lineage: Eukaryota; Viridiplantae; Streptophyta; Magnoliopsida; Brassicales; Brassicaceae. The record is from the annotation of a GenBank genome assembly.